UGCAGGUGCAGCUGGCUGGGGUGCUGGAGCUGCGGGUGCUGUCGGCCUGGGGGGGGCCGUGCAGGGGCCCCCCUUCUUGUCGCCUCGUUUUCCGUCUCUGUUUGCGCCCCUCCAUGGGGAUUGGCUGCAGUCUGGGGGCUGCUCAGAGCCCCCCCGGCCCCCCUCCAACCCCAGGGGCUCCACGCAUUCUUCGCUUGCCCUUCGCCUUCCCUUGGCCGGGCACUGUCUCCCUCAUCAUCGAGUCCUGGCGGCUGGAGGAGGCCAAGGGCCCCGGAGGUCCCCAGAGCCGGUUGCUGGGACGGGCGGUGGCACAGCAGCGCUUGGUGCCGGGGGGUCCGUGGCAGGGGGGUGCCGGGGGGGGGCUGCGCUUCAGCACUCGCCUGCGUUGCCGCCUUCCCGCCCGUGGCCCCCGCUGCCUCCCCCCCUGCUCCCCCUGCAUCCGUCGCUGCCUCCCUUACUCUGCCGCCUGCCGCGUCCCCCCACGCCGUCGCUGCCGGCCUCUGUGCUGCGCCCACCAGGGCUGUGGGGCUGAUGGCCGGGGCUGCACCCUUUCCAGCGCUAACAGCACGGCCUUCAGGAGCGACGCUGCGGGGCUGCGCUGCGACCCCCCCAGCCCAGUAUGGCCCCCGUCACCCAAAGCCCCUGAAACGGCGGAGAAAAUCCCCGUGCCGGAUCCGCUGCCGGAGGCAUCGCCGUCACCCUGUGCCCUGGGGCCGUGCUUCAAUGGAGGCGCCUGUGCGCCUGCCCCCAACUCCGGGGCUGGCUACAGCUGCCGCUGCCCCCCCGGCUUCCACGGCUCCAACUGCGAGCGCCGCGCUGACCGCUGCGCCAACCGCCUCUGCCUGCACGGUGGGCACUGCCUGGAUCUGGGUCACAGCGUCAUCUGCAAAUGCCAGCCCGGUUUCUCGGGGGCACGAUGCGAAAACAACGUGGACGACUGCAGCCCCAACCCCUGCGCCAACGGCGGCACCUGCGUGGACGGCACCAACAGCUACAGCUGCUCCUGCACCCUGGGCUACGCUGGAGACGACUGCCGCCAGCGCGCUGACGCUUGUGCCUCGGGGCCCUGCCUGCACGGUGCUACUUGCUACACCCACUUCUCCGGUCACGUCUGUGCCUGUCCCCCCGGUUACAUGGGACCCCGUUGCGAGGAGGAGGUGGGGGGGGGCCCGGCUGCCCCCUAUCGCCGACCCCCGGCUCCCUUGGCCCUCGCCUGCGCCCUCCCCAUAGCUCUGCUGGGCCCUGGGCUGGGUUUGGUGCUGGCAGCUCGGGGGUGGCGAAGGAGGCCAGGGGGCGAGAGCGGCCGCACGUUGGAGCCGAUGAGGGCCCCCAGCCUGAGCCUUCCUGGGCUGGAGCAGCAGCUGCCCCGUGCCUCUGCCACCCAGGUCUGAGGUGACAGUAAUGAACUUCCACCCCAGCCACGUCCUUUGGGGUCAUUUCCUCCAUAAACCCCCUUGUGAGGUCCCUGCCGGCUGCAGCGCUGCUGUUUGGCCACGGCAGGGGAUGCAGGGAGGAUGCACAGCAGCUGGAGGCCAAGCGAGGAUGAAGA
Centrocercus urophasianus (Greater sage-grouse) is the source of this 1549-nucleotide messenger RNA. It is a transcript of the gene DLL3, whose product is annotated as delta like canonical Notch ligand 3. Gene Ontology annotation, biological process: establishment or maintenance of epithelial cell apical/basal polarity; heterophilic cell-cell adhesion; multicellular organism development. The record is from RefSeq and is a predicted model, not a curated record. Gene Ontology annotation, cellular component: protein-containing complex; plasma membrane. Gene Ontology annotation, molecular function: calcium ion binding. NCBI's taxonomy places the organism in Eukaryota, Metazoa, Chordata, Aves, Galliformes, Phasianidae.